Messenger RNA from Coccidioides immitis RS, 540 nucleotides. RefSeq lists its product as uncharacterized. The record is from RefSeq and is a predicted model, not a curated record. The coding region runs from base 1 to 540 and encodes 179 amino acids. NCBI's taxonomy places the organism in Eukaryota, Fungi, Ascomycota, Eurotiomycetes, Onygenales, Onygenaceae. The transcript is spliced from 4 exons.
AUGGCUCAAGCUUGCAACGCCACACCCAAAAUUUCAUGCGGAGUCGUUCCUUCUCGUAUGGAUGCAGAGAGCCAGCAACGAGCAGCUAGUCUGAAGGUCGAGGGUACGAGGAGUUGGGCAGUCAUCCGUGGAGCGCGAAAGUCCGCCUUGAUCUACGUUGCACGGCACCCGAUCCCCGAUGCAAGGGCCAGAGUGUCAGGGUCCAAUGCAGUAUCGGCUCCAACCCUGGAAACGCUUCACUUCACGCUUUGGGCAAGACUAGCAGGGAUCCAUAUUGCAGAUGCAAAUCUACUGUUCGUAUGUGCUCUGCGAGAUGAAGCGCAUAUCCCCGCUUGCACCUCUGACAUUGGAAAUGCAAUCACUACCAAUAAGGAGGCGAACUGCGAAUGGAAGUCAUUGGCGCAGCUCAACAAUCCACAAGCAAACAUUGUGAAGCCAAUUCGUCCCCUUUUUGGUGUCACCCACUGUGUCGUGGCCCUCCCCCAACCCUCGAUAAUUGAGCCGUACCAAAAGGCUCGUACCACAAGGAGAGCUGGGUAG